GGCCAGGAUUGAAUCGGGCUCCCGGACGCUCAGAAACCCUAGAUCUAUAUAAGCAGACGUUCAGCGCCGGUUCUCUCUCUCUUACUCUCAUUCGGCCAUAAGCAGACAGCUCUCGAAGGCAGGCGCGCCGUCGCAACAUCGUCCCCGCAAAAGCGUCGUCGGAGCGAAGAUGAAGGUGAUCGCCGCCUACUUGCUGGCCGUCUUGGGAGGCAACACCACCCCCUCGGCCGAUGAUUUGAAGGGCAUCCUCGGAUCAGUUGGAGCUGAGGCUGAUGAUGAUGGGAUCAAGUUGCUCUUGUCCGAAGUCAAGGGAAAAGAUAUCACGGAGCUGAUUGCUGCAGGAAGGGAAAAGUUGGCCUCCGUGCCCUCUGGUGGUGGUGGUGGUGCUGUGGCCGUGGCUGCAGCCCCAGGGGGUGGUGCUGCUGGUGGCGCUGCCCCAGCUGCCGAGGCAAAGAAGGAGGAGAAGGUUGAGGAGAAGGAAGAGUCUGACGAUGAUAUGGGCUUCAGUCUCUUUGACUAAGGCACGGACAAGGACGGCGAUUUUUGCUUACAAAAGGAGUGUCAUGGAUAUAGGCGCAAUUGUGUGUGGUCUCCCUAGUCUAAUAGUUAGAAGUUGUUCUUCAUUUUGUUACCGUCGGGACUCCUUGAAUUUUAUUUUUUUGGGUUACCUAAUGAGAUAUUUUCAGACGCGGGAUUAAAUUUUUCCCUCAGAUUCUUCUGUUUCGGAUUCCCUCUUUUGAUUAUACGGCUUAUCUUGGUUUCA
Molecule: messenger RNA, 763 nt
Organism: Eucalyptus grandis
Lineage: Eukaryota; Viridiplantae; Streptophyta; Magnoliopsida; Myrtales; Myrtaceae
Product: 60S acidic ribosomal protein P2A-like
Exons: 3
Coding region: 170-520 (116 amino acids)
Biological process (GO): cytoplasmic translational elongation
Cellular component (GO): cytosolic large ribosomal subunit; ribosome
Molecular function (GO): structural constituent of ribosome
Source: RefSeq, a predicted model, not a curated record